CGGUGUUGCAGCCUCAGGCUACAACUACCUUUAGCGAGAAUGAAGAUUCUUAAGUCGCAGCGCGUCCUCGCCGUCCCUGAGGGCGUCGAGGUGAGCCUCAAGGCUCGCAAGAUCACUGUGAAGGGCCCCCGCGGCACCCUGUCUAGGGACUUCACCCACGUUCCCCACGUCGACAUGGUCUACGACAAGGAGAACAACCAGAUCGUGUGCACCAUGUUCUUCUCCACCAGGAAGCGCCUCUCCUCCCUCCGCACCGUGACCUCCCACAUGUCCAACUGCUUCGACGGUGUCACCAAGGGUUUCAGGUACAAGAUGCGCGCGGUGUAUGCGCACUUCCCCGUGAACCUCAACAUCGGCAACAAGGGCGAGAAGAUCGAGAUCCGCAACUUCCUCGGCGAGAAGCGCACCCGCACCUGCGUCAUGGCUGAGGGUGUCACGAUCAAGAGGGACGACGCCGUCAAGGAUGGCCUCGUCCUCGAGGGCAACGACAUCGACAACGUCUCCAAGUCCGCCGCGCUCAUCCACAUGAGCUGCCUCGUCAAGAAGAAGGAUAUCCGUAAGUUCCUCGACGGGUUCUACGUUUCGGAGAAGGGUGUCAUUUCGGACGAGUAAGCGUUUGCUCGUUUCGGAGGUGUUGGAGUGUCUUGGCCGAGGACGCCGGCUUGGGUUGGGUCGGGGUAGGACGAAAAAAGCUGGGAUAGCCGUCUUUUUUUAUCAGACUUCGCUCUUUCGUUAUC
Messenger RNA from Micromonas commoda, 737 nucleotides. RefSeq names its product ribosomal l9-like protein. Lineage: Eukaryota; Viridiplantae; Chlorophyta; Mamiellophyceae; Mamiellales; Mamiellaceae. The record is from RefSeq and is a predicted model, not a curated record. Bases 40 to 612 code for a protein of 190 amino acids. Gene Ontology annotation, cellular component: cytosolic large ribosomal subunit; ribosome. Gene Ontology annotation, biological process: cytoplasmic translation. Gene Ontology annotation, molecular function: rRNA binding; structural constituent of ribosome. The transcript is spliced from 2 exons.